This is a messenger RNA of Coregonus clupeaformis (lake whitefish), 3929 nucleotides long. Its product is annotated as PWWP domain-containing protein 2B. NCBI's taxonomy places the organism in Eukaryota, Metazoa, Chordata, Actinopteri, Salmoniformes, Salmonidae. Bases 322 to 2199 code for a protein of 625 amino acids. The transcript is spliced from 3 exons. The record is from RefSeq and is a predicted model, not a curated record. Gene Ontology annotation, cellular component: nucleus; nucleoplasm.
UAGCUAGAUUAUAGCUAAUGAUGAAAUAGCUACAUUUUCUGAAUUGUGGCUACAUUAGAGUCAAUCAACUGAAAGCCAAAUGGUAUAAUUUCAAGCAAGACAGAGGGGCAAUUAAAAAAGAUUUCUCUCCACUGUCCUCCUUGUGUGAUGUCACCAGUGGCAGAACUGUUGUAAUUGACUUGGUAGGGGUUGAUCAUUUCGUGCCCUGGUGUAGCCUCCCGUGCUCGAAAGUAGAAGGGAGUAGCAUCUUUUACCGAGGCGAUCGUGGCUCCCGAGGCCGCGAUCGAGUACCGCCAAGCCGGACAUCUCACGCCGGAAAAUAUGGAGGCUGUAGCCGACGAGCUGCGGGCCGGCUCUCAGAUUCCGGUUACUAUCGAUCAAAUAGUUAACGAUACACUAGUGGUUACGCUAACCUAUCAAGAAAGGAGCUACAUGGGGAUAUUACUCGAUUGCAACAAAAAGACUGGGCUUUUCUGCCUACCAGAUGUCACGACAAAGCCAAUGGAGUGCCCUGCAUUGAAACCUGGUUGUGAAAUCCCCGAAGUCCUGACAGCGGAGCCGGUGACUAAACCACCCAGCCAGGCUUCACAUCAUAGACCAAAGGAUGAAAACACGCUCCCUGAAAAUGAUCCACUAGGUGCCCAUCUCCCUGCCCCUCUGCCCACACCAGUGCCCGCCGGGCAGGCUCCAUACCCUCCUUAUUUUGAAGGAGCUCCCUUCCCUCAGCCCAUAUGGGUGCGCCACAGCUAUGGUCAAUGGGUACCUCAGCCACCACCGCGAACAAUCAAGAGGAAGAAGAGGCGGACCCGAGAGCCCGGGCAGAUGACCAUGAGCACCAUCAGACUCCGCCCCCGGCAGGUGUUGUGCGAGAAGUGUAAGAACACGCUGAACAGUGACGAGGACAGUAAAGAUGGGAUGCCUACCACCAAGACGUCUAGAAAAGAGAACGCGCCAUACAGUGAUGAAGACUCCAAAGAGGGGUCCAUCAAGUUGGCCAGGAAAGAGGAUGCAGACGCCACCAAGGAUAACAACAAGAGACGGGAGAACGGCCCCACUGGCUACGACGGCAAGCGGCUCCGGAAGGACAAAAGGGAUGAGGAACCAAAGUUCCCUGCAGCGGACAUCAUUCCCCACAGCCCAGUCAUCAAGAUUUCGUACAGCACUCCGCAAGCCAAGGUCGAGGUCAUGAAGAUCCCAGCUCGGGUCCAUGGCUCCGUCAAGCCCUUCUGCCCCAAGCAACUGAUGCAGAACGGCCUGAGAGACCACCAGGGCAAGGUGCCUGAGACCACCACCCUAACCCAGACUCAGGAGCAGCGCCACAUCCUGGACGCCACCAGGACGGGCCUGACCGUGUCCAUUCCCAAACUCAAGCUCCCCAGGCCCCUAACAGCCAGCCUGGACCUCCCCUCCCCAAAGAUCCGCGUGACGACCCUGGGGGACGGAGAGGACAGCCUGACGGUGUACGAGGCAGAGCUGGUAGAGAGGUCAAGGAAGAAAGGCCCCAGGGUGCCAGUCCCUGGUCCCCUGCCCCACUCGGAGGACUCUGAGGAGAAGACCCCCAUGGAGCUGUGGUCAGGGAGCUCCGGAGAGGAGGCAGACCGAGGCCACAGUGACCUCACGCUGCUCAUCAACUUCCGCAAGAGGAAGGCGGACUCCUCCAGCCUGUCUGUGUGCAGCACCGAUAGCCUGGACGAAUCAAAAUCCUUCAGCUCAGACGGCACGCCCCCGGAGCUGUGCGACCUGGCUCCCGGAGAGCACAUCUCAUCUGUGUCUUCCUCGUCGAUCUCGCAAGACAACAGCAAGACUGUGCCGCCGCUCACCGUGCGCCUGCACACGCGCAGCAUGACCAAGUGUGUGACGGAGGAGGGCCAUGCGGUGACCGUGGGAGACGUGGUGUGGGGGAAGAUCCAUGGGUUCCCCUGGUGGCCGGCGAGGGUGCUCCACAUCAGCGGCAGCCGCAAAGAGGAGUCUGUUAACUGCGAAGCCCAGUGGCCAGAGGCUAAGGUGGCCUGGUUUGGCUCACCCACUACCUCCCAGCUCUCCGUUGCCAAACUCUCUCCCUUCCGGGAGUUUUUCAGGUCGCGGUUCAACCGCAAGAAGAAAGGGAUGUACCGGCGAGCCAUUGUGGAAGCUGCCAAGGCUGUGGGCCACAUGAGCCCCGAGAUCACCUCUCUACUCACCUCACACUGCGAAACGUAGAGUCUGAAGACUGAAGAAUGGUCUUCUUUCAAAGGCUUUGCGGAACUCUGACUCUUGAGUCGUCUAUCCCCAGGAGAGAAAGGAAGCGUGUGCAGUUGCUAGGGUCACUAUUUAUACAGUGUCGUCUCCCCCCACCCCCGCUCCCACAUGGCUGGAGGAAAAUGGCCGCCCAGGUGGAGUGUUGUUGACUGGAUAAGGGAGCAAGAAAUGCCAGUCUGAGGCAUCUCAUGGACUACAAGGAACAGUUCUUCAAUUAUUGUAUUUUUAUUUUUAACCAUAUCAAUAGAAACACACUACAAAUCAGAAUGUAUUUAUUAUCUGUAACCAUUUAUUAUCCACAACAAUUUAAGUUGACCUUUUUACAAUUCCUUAAGAUCUCCAUACUGCUGCUUUUGUAAACAUCCUCCCGACCGAUUGGUCGUGAAGUAGUUCAAUGACAACCAGUCAGAGGGCCUCGUCAGGUCUGUUCAGUCCCAGUGCCAUCCUCAUUGGAAGCCCACCCACUUUUUUUUCGAACAGACUGUAUAUCCGCAUUUCUGGUGAAAAGUCUUACACUAAGUUUUUUUACUUUCCAAAUAUGACAAUGUGAAAGUGUUCCAUCCAGAGAUGGUACUGUAGUUUCUUCUAUCAUACCGUGAUUCAUCCUUGUAGCCUUCUUCAGCAGUCCUAGUUGGAAAUGUCGAUGUAAUGUUAUUUAUACGUUUUUCAAACAUUUGUCUCUUCCAUUUUGGUUUGAAUACCUUAGAAGUGUGGUAUGUAUUGGUCGUUGAUGAGAGAUCCCAAAGUUCAUUUCUACUCACUUUCAUUAUUUAAUGUGUCAUUUAAAGAAAAGCACUUUAUCUGUACCUUGGUGGCCUGCUGUAAGCUCAUUGUCCUUUCACUAACUGGAGUUACAGCACUGCCAGGCAGCGGGAGUUCAUAUCACGGUUGACUAUCGAUGGCCUUGGAGAAUACUUUUUUUAUUUAAGUUUUGGGACACCAGAGAUUGAACCUUUCAGGGGUGGUUGUGUACACUGUAUUCUUGCAUUUUUGUCUCGGGUGUGUCUUUGUACAUUCUUUCAACCCACCCUAGUUCUAGCCCCAUCAAAUGUUUCCACUGGAGAAAAUUGUCAAACCCUAUGCAUCAAUUAAAGCUUGAUAGUCACUCGAAAAUGCUGUAAGAAUACUGUGAAUUCAACUCUAGUGUGCUGGUGAAGGGUGCGGGAGAUAGGUGGCUACUCUGUAUGCUCACUACUGGCUACAGGUUGCAGACUGCAGUCCGGAGAGGGAGAGACUGCAGGAUCAACCUUUAUUGACCUUGGAGUUGAAAGCAGCACUGUUGGAAAGAAGGGGGAAGGGAGGGACAGCAGCGGCAGGAACCAUGGGUUGUUCAGUAGGCACCAAACAGAAGAAAACAGGCAAGGACUACCUGGACUUGUCCAAUAGAAAUCGCUUAUUUGAGCUUUCUGUUGCAAAACUCUAAUGAACACGAGCCAGAGCUCCUGUAGCGUUUUGUGUUCCAUUUUGAAUCCCUUUGGUUUUCAUUGACUCUUUAGGAAGAGUGGGGAAGGAGAGAGUGCCUAGCUCCCCCUUUCACCUGGUUUAUGAUUAAGAUGGAAGCAGAUGUCAGGAAAUUCCUGUAUUUGAUGAGCUACAUGGCUGUCUGCUGUUGCCCACAUUGGUCAAUGUUAUUGGCUAUUUUCUGUUAGAUUUUUUUUUACAUGUACAUAAAAUAAAAUAUACUGGCAAUA